AAUUGGCCGGAGAGACGGAUUUGACUGGUGGCGCACAACCCCGACAGGGCGGUCCCACCACAAUCAUCACCUCUCCACCGCCACACCAAGCCCCCUCACCCUCUGUUCGAAAACGCUCUGUCCUCCCAUAUUUCUCUUUCUCUCUAAAACCCUACCCACCAAACAAGGCCAAACACCCGUUUCCACUGUCAUCAUUGUGCACGCAUUCGCUGCCUCUUUUUGUUCCUUCUUUCCUGUCUCUUGCUUCAAUUUAAGCGAAACCCUUCCUUUAAAGCACCUCUUAUCUCUCCUUCUCUCCCGCGAUCAUCUUCCUCUCAACACCCUUUACGGUUUGUUUGGGUCUGGGCUUCAGGAAUUUCUAUGGAGGGUGUUUUGGGUGCUGCAGGCGGCGGCCGCGCGUCGUCGGGAGGGUCUUCGGGUGGGUCGGUGUCGACGGUGUCGAAGGAGGAGAUGGUGGAGCAGGACAACCCUGUGAUGUCCACUGAAGUUUCUUCGUACCCGGAUGCGGAGGAUGACUCCGAGCUUGACUUGGGUCUGGGCUUGAGCCUUGGGGGAGGUGGUGGUGGUGGCAGGUGGGCUCAACAACCGAAAAUCUUUAUAGUGAAGGAUUUCCGUCAGUCGCCGUCUUCUUCAUCUUCUUCUUCGUCAUUGAACAGAGCUAAUCUUUCUGUUGGCACCAAAAGACCUGCUGAUUCUGUUGCUACUGCUAAUGGCAUAAGUCAAGUUGUGGGAUGGCCUCCUAUAAGAUCAUAUAGAAUGAACAGCUUGUGUAACCAAGCAAAAUCAUCAGGUCCUGAAGAACUGAGCCCAGUCAUUUGUAAGGGUAAAUGCGAUAAUGCAAUGGUGGAGAAGACGUUCAAUGGAAGUGAAAAAAGCAAUGGCAAAGCUAAAGAGAAUAGGCAUCUCAGAACUUCCCUGUUUGUGAAGGUGAAGAUGGAUGGAAUCCCUAUUGGAAGGAAGGUCGAUCUGAGUUCUCAUUCAUGCUAUGAGACCUUAGCGCAAACACUGGAACACAUGUUCCAUCCACCUUCUACGACCAUCAAUGCAAUGGGAUCAAGUGGAGAGGAGGAUGGCGUAAUAUUAGAAGCAUCAAGGCCUCCAAAACUGCUGGAUGGAUCAUAUGAAUUUGUGCUGACUUAUGAAGACAAAGAUGGAGACUGGAUGCUUGUUGGAGAUGUUCCAUGGGGGAUGUUUGUUAGCUCCGUGAAGAAGCUUAGAAUCAUGAGAACAUCUGAGGCUAAUGGACUUGCUCCAAGGUUCCAAGAAAGGAAUGAAAGACAGCGAAGCAGGUUUGCGUAACUUCCAUUGUGGCUCAAAAAAGUAAGAUAUGAAGGACAUACGAUACUGAAUAGUAGUAAUGUUUUGAUGAGUAUCGACCGAGGCUCCUCCUGUUUUGCUUUUGGUUGCUUCCCAUUGUAUCCAUGACCCCACCCCCACCGCAAAAGAAAAAACCACACAACAGACAUGUGUUUCAUUUUGUUCUCUAGGGUUUUUAGCCCUUGUGGAGGAUGUAAUGCCUAGUAAGUUUUCUUUUUAAAACACACAUGAAUAGUUCUUCGAAUGGUGCUUGCUUUCUGAUGAUGUAAAUAUGGGGAGUUCUUUGUGGCUUGUUUUGAACCCCAAAAUGGACUCCUGUUUUCUUUGUUAAUGGAAAGAAAGGCUUUCUGCUGUGAAA
Molecule: messenger RNA, 1675 nt
Organism: Malania oleifera
Lineage: Eukaryota; Viridiplantae; Streptophyta; Magnoliopsida; Santalales; Ximeniaceae
Product: auxin-responsive protein IAA11-like
Exons: 5
Coding region: 361-1299 (312 amino acids)
Biological process (GO): regulation of DNA-templated transcription
Cellular component (GO): nucleus
Molecular function (GO): protein binding
Source: RefSeq, a predicted model, not a curated record